AUGCUAGAAUCUCCACUCCUGGUGGCAUUAUCCACACUGCCACCGCUAGGAACAAUAAGCCUGGCAGUUGGUGUCAUGCUUAUGGGAUAUGUAUCCUACAUGAUAUACUUCCAUCCCCUUUCUCGAUACCCCGGUCCCCAAAUAGCUUCUCUGACGAAUCUUUGGAAGGCUUACUAUGUGUACAAGCUUGUUCUGCAUGAGAAAUUGAUCGAAUUACACCAGCAGUAUGGCCCAGUGGUUCGAGUCGGCCCUAACCAUCUUCAUUUCUGGGACGGUGAAGCCAUUGCUCCAAUCUACAAAGGAGGCAGGAAAAUGGGGAAGACGGAGUUCUAUAAUGCCUUCACUGCUUUUAAUCCUAAUCUAUUUGGAGGAAGGGAUGAAGACAUCCAUUCACUUCGUCGACGACAACUAGCCCAUGGAUUCUCCCAAGUAUCAGUCGAGAACUUCGAGCCUCUGAUCAAUGGACAUAUUGAAAUCCUUGUCAACAAGCUCAAAGGAUUCGCGAAAUCAGGAGAAAUUUUCGAUUUCAAGUCCACAAUCUCGUACUUCGUACUUGAUAUUCUAGGCGAAGUAGCCUUUAGUCGACCAUUCAACGCCCAAGCCAGAGGAGAGGCAGAUGAGCUACACGCGAUCAAUGAUCACCUUCUCUUGUCAUGCGUCAUUGGCGAACUUCCUCUCCAGAAUCUCACAAAGCUUCUAGCACGAUAUUCACCCAUUCGGUGGAUGCGAAGACUUGUGAAGAGCAGAAACAAUCUCAAAGCAAAGUGUGCCGAGUGUGUCAGAAACAAAAUCAACAACGCAUCCGGCCGUCGAGAUCUACUUCAGAGCCUUGUGACAGCAAAAGAUGUUGAGACCGGUGCUGGUCUAACAGAGCAAGAAAUGAAUUCAGAGGCAUUUGCUAUGCUCGUGGCGGGUUCUCAUUCAACAUCUGGGACAUUGACACUACUCUUAUGGCAUCUUGUCCAUAAUCCGGAGAUUUGUGCUGCGGUCGCUGCCGAGAUCUCAAGUAUUCUUCAACCACUGCAAAAUGAGGACAUCGCCUAUCCCAUUCGGGGACUAGAGGCAUCUCUACCGUACACCAUGGCAUGCGUGAGAGAGAAUUUCCGCAUGAACCCGGUGUUCACCAUGCCAUUAUGGCGAUGUGUUGGGUCACCAGGCGGAACGAAAAUUGGAGAAUUCGACGUCCCAUACGGUACGAGUGUCUGCAUCUCAAACUAUGUUCUUCAUCAUAAUCCUGAAAUCUGGGGUGAAGACCAUGCGGUGUUUCGACCUGACCGGUGGUUGGGCAAAGAUGAGCCCAACCGGAGUCGUUUCCUGAUCCCGUUCAGUAUUGGACAUCGCAUGUGCAUUGGUCGGAAUCUUGCCAUGACCAAUAUAUUGAAGACUGUCACUACCUUGAUCAGUCAGUUUGAGUUCCACCCAAUCUCUGCGGAUGAGCAAGUCUGGGUGCGCAGUUCGGGGAUUGGGGAGAUGGAGGGAUCGUUUGAAUGCAGAGUAUCGCUGAAACGAUGA
Molecule: messenger RNA, 1512 nt
Organism: Penicillium paradoxum
Lineage: Eukaryota; Fungi; Ascomycota; Eurotiomycetes; Eurotiales; Aspergillaceae
Product: Cytochrome P450 E-class group I
Exons: 4
Coding region: 1-1512 (503 amino acids)
Molecular function (GO): iron ion binding; monooxygenase activity; heme binding
Source: RefSeq, a predicted model, not a curated record